AGCGAUUUAAAAAUUAGAAAAAAAUUAGUAAUUUUUAAGUAUUUUAUUUAUUUCGAAUUAUUUUAGAAUAUUAAGAGUAAAAUGUCUAAAGAUAUUAAAGCAGAAAAUGAUACUUUCAUAGAUUGCAUUGUGUAUGACGAUGGAGAUAUAAAUGAAGAAGAAAAUUCCAUUUUAACUUCAAUUAAGGAAACUGUUCCCAAUAGUGAGAACUGCAAAGAUAAAUAUAAUGUAAAAAUUAUAAGGCCAAUAGAUCCAAAUGAUAUAAAAUUUGGUGAAAUUUUUUUAUCAAAUAAUGGUGCCAAAUUAUAUUUUAUUUGUUAUUUUUGUAGUAAAUCGUAUUACAAAAUUCAAAACUAUGUACAGCACUGUGUAGAUGAUCACGACAUUGAAUCUUGGAAAAUUUUUAGUUUUUUGCAGGAUAAUAAAAUUUCAAAUGCAUCCAACACUACGAAAAAUAAAUUAAAACAUGCUAGUAUUGAAAAUAUUUUCAAAAAUCACGAUCACAAUUAUGAAAGUAGAAAUUUUUACGAAAAUGCAGAAAUAUUGUCAGACAAAGAUGAUGAAAUUUUGAGGAACUUCAAAAAGUUUAAGCCGGACGAUAAUUUAAAUGAUUCAGAAGCUCAGCUUGAAGAAUUAUCUGGUGAGUUUGAUGAAGAAUAUUUAGAAGAAUAUAAAACAAGUCUCGGACAAUCAGAAGAUUCAGAUGAUAGUACAGAUUUUGAGGAUCCUGCAGAUUUGACUAAGCUGAAAUAUUGUAUUCACUGCUUAUCUAAAGUCAAGAAUUUUAAAUUACAUAUGAGAAUAAAACACUCUGACUUGUUGCAUAAAUGUGAGACUCCUUAUUGUUAUGAGCUAUUCUUAACAGAAAAGCGUUUAAAAGAGCAUAUUGCUGUGAUCCAUAGAGAUCCCGAAAAACCUUUUGCUUGCAAAAAUUGUGAUUACAAAACAAACAAAAAGAAGAGUCUUGAUGUUCAUUUUAAGCGAAUACAUUUAAAUAUUAGGAACAAAAAGUGUUCAUAUUGUGAGAAAACCUUUUAUGAUUCAGGUGAAUUAAAAAAGCAUGAAAGAGUACAUACAGGGGAACGUCCAGCAAUCUGUUAUAUAUGUGGGAAAGGUUUGCGGACCACACAAGACUUAAAUAAACACAUAUUACGCGAUCACGAAGCACCAACAUUCAAUUGCAAAGUUUGCGGAAAAAAAUUUCAUUUGAAAGAAACUUUACUAAAGCAUAAUUUUGUUCACUCGAACGAGAGACCCAACAUUUGUCAUGUUUGUGGAAAGGCUUUUAAGCAUGUGAAAUAUCUGAGAGAACAUAUAGAUUUACAUAGUGGAACAAAAAAAUAUGAGUGUAAGACUUGUGGAAAAAAAUUCGCUCAAAAAAAUAAUUACACAGGACAUCAAAAAAUUCAUACUAAAACAAAUAAAAGAGAAAACGUCAUAAAUAAUAACAAUACAGCUACCAAUACAACAACAACGACCUAUACUUUUAAGGAUGAUAAUGUAAGAAUAGUGAAUGAUCCAUCAGGUAACACGUAUCGUAUUGAAACCGUUGAAACAGUAAAUAAUCAUCAAGAAACUGAAGAGCAGCUAAGGAAAAAUGCUGGUAGUGUUUUAGUUGCUUUGGAAACUGAACUAUUACAGGAGGAGUACAAUAACGAAACUCAAACUAUUUAUGCAAACGAUUUUGUAGAAGAAACAGAACAACAAGUUUGUUCACAGGGAAUCCGAUCCGUUGAAAAUGAUCCAUUGAAUUUAAAUGACAGUGGGAAAAGAACAUUCUUUGAUGAUUUAUAUGAUUCAUUUGAAUAUAAAAAAUGUAAGUUAUGUAAUGUUAAGACUGGCCAAAUGCUAACACAUUUAAAAUAUAAACACCCCAAUGCCAUUAAAUGUAAUAUAUCAGAUUGUAAUAUGCCAUUUGAUUCCGAGGAAGAAUAUAAUGCACAUAAAGCAGAAUUACAUAUAAAUCCAAAUUUUCCAUUUCAAUGUAAAAGUUGCUCUUAUAAAUGUAAAUAUCGUAGUGGCAUUUUAAAUCAUUAUAAUCGUAUUCAUUUACAAAAACCAAAGUUUCAGUGCAAUUUGUGUGAUAAGAGCUUUUACGCAUAUCAUGUACGAAAAAGACACAUUAAAGAAUGUCACAAUAACGGAAAACUGGUUACGGUUGUGAAAGAAAUAAGGAAUGAUAGUACACUAACUUCUUCUUUAACAUCAACGGGUAUUACAAAAGACGCAGGAGUCUCUUGUGCUUUAGCGUGUCGCGUACUUAGAUACCAAAAGAUUAUGUUAAAAAUUAGCUUGGAUAAAACAAAGUUAUCAGUUAGCGAUAAUUUAGUACAAAUAAAAACUACUCUCACAAACGAGAACAAUGUCAUUAAGGAAUCGAAUACUAAUCCGAAUGAUUGCAAAUUUGGUGAAAUUUAUUUAGCGUUAGACGGCAGAAUAUACUUUGUUUGUAAAUUUUGUGAAGCAAAUUAUUAUUGCUUUAAAUCAUUCCAAAAUCAUUUUCUCAAUGAUCAUGCUAUUGAUUGGAGUGGUUUAAUAUAUCCAGAUGGAAAUUUUGCUUGCUGUAGCAAAGUAGAACCAGAUUACACUUCAUGUAGAGGAGAUUUUGAAGUCAUAGAGGACUGCAUAGUAGAGGAAAAAACAGAUUUAAUUAAAGGAUAUACGGAGCAAGAAAUUAUAGAUCAACAUGAAAUAGUCGCGGAGGAAGAAGUUGGUGACGAUCAGCAUUUUCAAUCACAGGAAAUCGUAGCUGUUAAAGAUACUAAUUCUAUAGAUGACUCUUUUUAUAUUGUUCAGGGAUAUGAUCCAGAUGAAAUUUACAAAAGUAGCUUUAAUAAUCAAUCUUAUAUUAAGGUUGAAAAAAGCAAUUUGGAAUAUAAAGAUCAGCAACCACAAUAUACGCAGUUACAAAAUUGUCCCUUUGUACAAAUGGUUGUUAAGGGUGAAAGUCCUAUUAUAGAAGAGGAAGUUUACACCCAAAAUGAGUUUUCUAACGAUUCUCAACAAAUUUUUGAUAUCAGCCGGAACGAAAUUGAAGAUGAUGAUACAAUAGACCCACCAAAAGAUGUUGAUUUGAAUUGCCACCAGAUACCUAAACAUUUUCUAAAUACAUUGCGGCAGAUAAAAUAUGGCAGAUGUAAAUUUUGUAACAGAAGAUACGAAGAUUUAAAUUCACAUUACAAGCAGUAUUUACAGAAAUUUGUCUGCCAUAUUUCGCAGUGUUCUGAACCAUUCGAUACGAUAAAUGAUUUAAACGAACAUUUUGUGGUAUUGCAUUCAGACACAGAAUUUUUAUUUAAAUGCUUCUUUUGUGAUUUCAAAGACAACGAGAAACAAAAUUUGAUAUUACACUAUAGAAAAUCUCAUUUGUUAGAAAAUACUUUCAAAUGUUCAAAAUGUGAUUUUGAAUCUUUUUCUCAAGGAGAACUAGAAGCUCAUGAUAGUACUCAUGCCACUUUCGCAGAAUUAAGUUCAGAAACAAGAAUAGAGGAAAACAUAGACAACAAUAGUGCUUUAAACGAUAACAUGGACUAUGAAGAUGAAACUGAACCAAAUAUAAAAGACAAAAAUAUAGACACAGAUUCUGAUACUUCAUCUGGGAUAGGAGAAACAGAUACAAGGCGAAAAGAAAACCAUCAUAUUGAAGUAGACGAUCCGCUGCAUCCACACUUUAUUAGUCUAAUGAAACAAUUUCACACAAGACGGUGUAAAAUAUGUAAAGUUAAAUCUUCCCUUCUAUCUACACACUAUAGAAAAAUUCAUUUUGAGAAAUUCACCUGCGAUAUUAAUCAAUGUUCAGAACCUUUUGAUACGGAGGAAGAGUUAGCUGCGCAUACAGCAGAAUUACACAUUGAUCCAGAAAAUCCAUUUAAAUGUGCUUAUUGCGAAUAUAAGACAACGGAAAAACGUCGUCUGUCUUAUCAUUAUAGAAGAAAUCAUUUAGUAGAAAAAAAGUACGAAUGCAAUUAUUGUCCAAUGAAAUUCUUUUAUGAAAAAGAAAGAGUGCAACAUCAUAGAGUACAUACUGGAGAACAUCCAUUUUCAUGCGAUUUAUGUGGGCAAGCAUUUAAAACGGCUGUUAUAAUGCGUAUGCACAAAAAGAGAAAGCACGAACCGCCAUCAGAAAGUUGUGAUAUAUGUGGAAAAAUGUUUUCAACCAAAGAAAAUUUAAAAAAUCAUCUUAAAAGGCAUUUAGGCACUUUACGUUGUAUUUGUCAUAUAUGUGGAAUUUCUUUUUCUAGACCACAAUGUCUAAGAAAUCAUUUACCAGUUCAUUCUGGAGAAGUUUUCGAAUGCAAUUUAUGUCAGCGUAAAUUUACAAGUAAACAAAGAUUCAAUGACCAUUUGAAACUACAUAAAAAAUAUGAAAAAUUUGAAUUAGGAAGCAUACCUAUUAGAAAAUAUAGAUCAAAAGCUAAGGAAACAAUAAAAAUUUAAUUAAUAAAUAACAUUGUGCUCUUCUAAAUUAAUUUAUAUUUUUAAUGGCGUCAGAAGUCAUAUGAAUGUUCAUCGAACUGAUAAAUUAUUUACUUGCGAUCUAUGUGGUAUUUCAUUUUUACGUAAAGAUUCUUUAACUACACAUUUGAAUACACAUAGUGUUGUAAAACAAUUUGCUUGUA
Messenger RNA from Condylostylus longicornis, 4619 nucleotides. RefSeq lists its product as uncharacterized. The record is from RefSeq and is a predicted model, not a curated record. Gene Ontology annotation, molecular function: DNA-binding transcription factor activity, RNA polymerase II-specific; RNA polymerase II transcription regulatory region sequence-specific DNA binding. The coding region runs from base 82 to 4437 and encodes 1451 amino acids. NCBI's taxonomy places the organism in Eukaryota, Metazoa, Arthropoda, Insecta, Diptera, Dolichopodidae. Gene Ontology annotation, cellular component: nucleus. Gene Ontology annotation, biological process: regulation of transcription by RNA polymerase II. The transcript has 8 exons.